GGAUUACUGGACUCCUUUCGUCGCCGUGCUUGUUUUCUCGUUGGACCUUUAGAGGGCUUUUCGGUUCGUUUUCAAGAUGCUCCACCCAAUCGUGUGUUGUCACCUGCUGAGCACGUCUACACGAGGAGUGAAGAAACAGGCGCCAUCAUGGGCCAGCUGCUCUCCUCCUCCUCCUCCGAGGAGCUCUCUGAAGCCAGAGACUGGGUCGGCUCGCUCCUCUACGAUGCCAUGAUGGAAGGAGGCGCCAUACCAGACUUGAGGGUCACGCAUCCGGUUUUACUAUCUCGUCCAAAUGAGGGCUGUGACCCCGGGGCCCGUCUGCAAGAGCAACUGCAACAGCUGCAGAGUGAAAUGGGAAACCGGGUGCCAACCUACCUCAGGGAUUUGAUUGGCCGAUUUGCGGCGCUAUCCGAUGAGCCCCAUGUGACCGGCUUGGUGGGAUUAGUGGUUUCCAUGGUGAUGGAUAUGGCCUACACAUCAUCGAGGUGGUCGUCAGGGGCAACGGUAAAGUCAGCGGGGUCAUUGUCAUCCGAGCAGAGGAUGUGGGAGCUGCAGGAGCUGAUGGAGGAGUACCUGAAGCGGUGCAGGAUUAAUCUCAGCAACCCGAGCCACCUGAUCCAGGACACGGCCCGGCUGGAGGCCCAGCUCAGCCUCACCCUCACCCAGCUGAAGACCUCCCUGCUGGGGGGAGAGUGUAACUCCAGGUGUCUGAGGCAGUGGGCCAGUGGAGCCGCCUUUCAUACCCACAUGUUGCUGCAGCUGGCUGCACUGGAGCGCCAGGCGGAGCCCAUGGCUGCAAGGACGGUGCUGCAGCAAUACCAGCAAGACCUGGCCCAGCUUACACCUGCUUACAGGCGGUACAAGAUGGGGACAAUACACGUGGUGAAGUGUCGGGGGGGCCUCGUGGGGCCGCAGGCUCUGCCCAGCGAGCCGGAAGAGGGCGGGGCCAUGACUGGCGUCACUGUGACGGACAGGGAGACGGGGCGGGGCGUGGCCAUCCCUCUGUCUGACAUGCAGACAGUGAAAGGGAGAAGUGGCGGAGCCCCCGACUCUGACAACGCCCCCGGUGCUGAGUACUCUGCCGCAGCCCUGGACCUCAUCACCUCAGAUCAGUACGCCCAGGCCUAUGUGGACCACCUGUUCUCUAGCAAAGGACCAGUGGCACAACUGGAGAACUACUUUACCGGGGCCAGAGACCAUCUGAGCGCGCUCAGACUCCCUUCAGGAAGUCCCGACGGGACGGGAGCGAACAACGGAGCUGAAGGAGUGGGCAAAGAGAGGACAACGAACGGGGGCAAAGCGAGGGAUGUGGGAGAAAGGGGAAGAGAGGCAGAGACAGAGGGACAUAAGCAGGAAGAUGAAAACCUGAUGCUAAGUAUUGCUGAGACACAGCCUGCACAGAGCCAGACUCCCGGUCUUCAGUGUGGACAUGACAGCCACGGCUAGCAUCCUGAGCACCAAGCUAGCUCCACAGUAUGUAGCACAUGUCCAACUGCACUGUCUGUUUUACCCGCCAGCCAAGAAGCUCGUUAGAAAGCAGCAGGAUGUUUACAUGACUGUCCACCUGCCAACAUAGCGUGUAGAGACUUAUUGUAACCCCGGGCUAAAUCCAGCCAUGCUAGCCACGGGGCUAGCCUCGUGGCUAGCUAGCAGGGACUUUCUGCACUGUUAGGUCGGUCACAGAAGGUGCCCAGCUAGCAAUUAUUGGUCAUAAAAACGUUCUGACAAUGUUAGGAAAGAAAUCUCAGAAUGUUCUCUUGGUGUUUUCAGCAGGAAGUUUUCGUUGCAUCCGCAGAGCCUUCCAGGAUAACAUUCUGGGAACGUGUUAUGGAAAAACGUGCUGUAAUUUCAGGCCUUAAUAACAUCCUGAAAACAUGUUCAACAUGUUGCUUUGCAAAUGUUCUUCCUUUCUUAUCAUGUGACAUUGCAGGAAUGUUUUAUAGAAGAACAUUCUAGAAUCUGUUACCUCAGCAGCAUCCCCAAAACAUCCUCGGAAUGCUGCAGCUGAAACGCUCUGCCCUUGUUAACAUGUGACGGUAUAGGAACAUCAUUUGAAAUGGAAAACGUCCUUAAAAUGUUCUUUGAACGUGAGAUGAAAGCAUCUUCUUUAAAACAUAAGCAGAACCUGUAGGGAAUGUUAGCCACUGUGGUGGGAACAUCCCCUGCUAGCUGGGUGCAGACUACUGAACUGUCGAGUGGCGUGAAAAGUGAAGUUUGGUUUCUGUUAAUGACUGGAUUCACCUCUAAUCACUCCAAGUACACGCUGUAGAUCCUCUCUCCUGUGUGUGAUAUUAAAGAAACCCAU
Lampris incognitus (smalleye Pacific opah) is the source of this 2305-nucleotide messenger RNA. RefSeq lists its product as uncharacterized. Lineage: Eukaryota; Metazoa; Chordata; Actinopteri; Lampriformes; Lampridae. The record is from RefSeq and is a predicted model, not a curated record. The transcript is spliced from 7 exons. The coding region runs from base 148 to 1446 and encodes 432 amino acids.